AUGAAUAAUUUAUCUUUCAUAUACGCUGUAAUACUAUUUUUUAUAGGGUUAUUGGCCAGCGAAACUUACAUGAAGUGGUUUAAGACUGCAUCUUCCUCUGCUUUAAAAAAGGAAAAUAUCAUGAACACAAAGUCUGAAGAAGCUGGUAAGGGUGGUAGUAUAUCAACAGGUAUAGAUAAACUUUUUGAAUGGAAUAAGGGUACAACGCCAGUUUAUUUCUUAUCCCAUGGUGGCCCGACAUUUAUGUAUGGUGAUAUCGAUCUUGGUGGUGACCUAGGUGCAUUUAAGACAACUCAGAGCAUUGGAAAAUUCAUAAGAAAUGAAAUCAAGCCUAAUUUUCUCAUUGUGGUUUCAGCUCACUGGCAGUCCAAAGGGUGUAACUUAGUUGAAAUUUCAGUGCCAGAAUCGGCGCCAGACGCCGAGGGAAGCGAAGGGUUCAGUGGCCUUGGGAGGUCAGACCAUCAGCUAGCUGAUCCGUUAGAAAAUAAGCUUAUUUACGAUUUCUACGGGUUUCCUGACAAGCUAUAUAAGGAGGAAUUCCAUACUAGGGGUAAUGUUGCUCUAUCGAAGGAUAUCGCCAAGACCAUUAACAGUUCCGACGAUGGAUUGCGCGCAAAAUUGGUUAGAAGAGGAUUAGAUCACGGAGUUUGGGUUCCGUUGAAGGUUGCGUUUUCCGAUUCGAAACCUAAGGACGCAUAUUGGGAUUUGGAUAUUCCUUUGGUACAAGUUUCUCUGCUAGGAAGUGACGAUUUUGAAGCACAGUAUAAACUUGGACAGGUUCUAAGCAAGUACAGAUCGAUGGGAGGCUUGGUGUUAACAUCAGGUAUGUCAGUUCAUAAUUUGUAUCAUUUACAGACAAUGAGGACUCUAAAGAAGGCUUUUCCGUAUGUUGAUCAGUUCCACAAUACGCUGAGAAAUAUUAUAUUAACAGCUGAUAAUAAUGGUCAAAAGCUAAAUAUCUUAAACAAAACACUAUCUGGAUUGGCAGCGAAAGAACUACUGGCAGCAGCACAUCCAACUUUGGAACACUUUAUGCCAAUUGUUGUUGGGCUAGGCGCUGGUGAGGGUAUAACUGCAGAUGACAAGUACCAUAUUAGCGAGCUCUAUUGUGCAGCUGUUUCCUCCAUGGGAUGGAUGAUAUUGCAGUUUGGAAAAUAUAAAGAUUAG
Messenger RNA from Eremothecium sinecaudum, 1167 nucleotides. Its product is annotated as DODA-type extradiol aromatic ring-opening family dioxygenase. Bases 1 to 1167 code for a protein of 388 amino acids. Gene Ontology annotation, molecular function: zinc ion binding; oxidoreductase activity, acting on single donors with incorporation of molecular oxygen; ferrous iron binding. The transcript has a single exon. The record is from RefSeq and is a predicted model, not a curated record. NCBI's taxonomy places the organism in Eukaryota, Fungi, Ascomycota, Saccharomycetes, Saccharomycetales, Saccharomycetaceae.